Nycticebus coucang (slow loris) is the source of this 1746-nucleotide messenger RNA. It is a transcript of the gene RFK, whose product is annotated as riboflavin kinase. Gene Ontology annotation, molecular function: riboflavin kinase activity. Gene Ontology annotation, cellular component: mitochondrion. NCBI's taxonomy places the organism in Eukaryota, Metazoa, Chordata, Mammalia, Primates, Lorisidae. The transcript is spliced from 4 exons. Gene Ontology annotation, biological process: riboflavin biosynthetic process; FMN biosynthetic process. Bases 322 to 810 code for a protein of 162 amino acids. The record is from RefSeq and is a predicted model, not a curated record.
UGGGCGUAAGCCGCACACCCGGGGGCAGGUUUGGUUCCUCCGGCGCAAUCGGGCGGUCCUCUGCGCAUUCCCCGCCCACACCCACAAGUACUUCUGCUGUUGCCUCGGCUCGCCAGACGGAGACGCAACCUUUGAGUCCCUGUGUGGCUUCUGUUGGGUCAGCGGCGUGAAGGCCCCUCCGCGGCGUGUCAUCGGCGCCUCCCGGGCCCUGGUGCGCCCGCCUGGCCGGCGGCGCUCACGCCGGAGUCUCCCGGCUGGUCAGGGGGUCCGGCCACCGCCUCAACGGCGGCUCCGCCGGACUCGCGGACCGGGCCGCAGCCCAUGCCCCGGGCGGACGGCGUCAUGAGGCACCUGCCGUAUUUCUGCCGGGGCCAAGUGGUGCGGGGCUUCGGCCGGGGCUCCAAGCAGCUGGGCAUCCCCACAGCAAACUUUCCUGAACAAGUAGUAGAUAAUCUCCCUGCUGAUGUAUCCACUGGCAUUUACUAUGGUUGGGCCAGUGUUGGAAGUGGAGAUGUCCAUAAGAUGGUGGUGAGCAUAGGCUGGAACCCAUACUACAAGAAUACAAAAAAGUCCAUGGAAACUCAUAUCAUGCAUACCUUUAAAGAGGACUUCUAUGGGGAAAUCCUCAAUGUGGCUAUUGUUGGCUACCUCAGACCAGAAAAGAACUUUGAUUCUUUAGAGUCACUUAUUUCAGCCAUUCAAGGUGAUAUUGAAGAAGCUAAGAAACGACUAGAUCUACCAGAACAUUUGAAACUCAAAGAAGACAGUUUUUUCCGGGUUCCUAAAGGCAAAAUUAUGAAUGGCCACUGAUGAAAUAUCAUCUUAUUUAUUCAUUCACUGAUUUCUAGUAUUUCACUGUUUAUAACUGUCAUGUCUCAUCUUAGUUAUAUUUUAAAAAUCAUUUUCCUUCCACUGUCAUUAGUUUAAACAGUACAAUUUAGUUACCAUAUUGUGCUUCACUUAUUAAAUUAAACCAAUCGUGUCAUAGCACUACAAAGAUUCAUUUAAAAAUCAAGAUUUUUUAAUGUAUUAUGUUGAUUAAAAUGUACCACAAGAAAGGUAUCAGGUGUCUUACGAUGGAAAUGUAGAUGAUACAAGUAUGGAUAAAAAGGCAAGUGACUAGUUUGAGAUUAGAACUAUAAUUCGCAUAGUAAAACGCCAGCAUGUGUGUACUUGUAUAGCAUAUGCAGCUAAGCAGAGAAAGAUUAUAAAAGUAAAUACAAUACAUUAAACUUGCUGGACACAGUGGCUCAUGCCUGUAAUCCUGGCCCUGCGGAAGGCUGAGACAGGAGGAUCAUUUAGGCUCAGAAAUUCAGAACCAACAGCCUGAGCAAAAAGAAGACCUUGUCUUUACUAAAAAUAGAAUAAUUAGCCAGAUACAAUAUCACGAACUUAUAGUCCUAGCUACUAGGGAGGCUGAAGCAAGAGGAUCACUUGAGCCUAGGAUUUUGAGGUUGCUGUGAGCUAUGAUGAUGCUAUUGCACUUUGCCUGGGGUGAAAAGCAAGCCUCUGUCUUAAAAAAUAAAAUGUAAAUAGAUUAAACAAAAGUUUGAUAGUUUAUUGUAAACUUAAGGGAAAAAUUCACAUUUUUGGUAUUUUAUGCAUUAAUCUAUUAUUACAAAUGUGAAAUAUCAUUUUGGUUAUUUCCUGUGAAGUUAUCAUUGUACCAUGUUAAUUGUUCUACAGAGCUGCCUCAAUUCUAAGUGGUCCAGAUUUCCUCUGCUUUUUUUUUUUUUUUUUGGUAUA